AUUUAUUCCUAUCUCUAGAUGGACUCUUUACUUGAUUUGAUUCAGUCACUUGAGUCAGGAUUAACAGAUAUCAAAAUUACUUCACAAAAAGAAUCUAUUGAAGCGCUUAUUACUGGGAUGAAAAAUAUCCCACUUUCAAAUAUAACAUGUAAAGAGAUUGAUCAUCUUGUAGACUUUUUAUCGGAUCGUUUAGCUCUUUCUGAUCCAAAUAUUACAAAUUUGAUACUUGAUGGAUUUAUAUGGUUGACAAAAUCUGUUUGGUCUUCUAAUGGCUGCAGUCUAAUUAACUCGGAACAGGCUGAACGAAUUGUUCAAAAUGGUAUAUUUGGUCAUUUAUCUGUUCAGAGUUUAACAAAAUCUGGAAGAUUAAAAGUGUUUCAAUUGUUGCACUGUUUUUUAACAGGAUCACAGUUGACUGGUAUUCAGUCAAUGAAAUCCACUUUUAUCAAAAAUUAUCUUGUUGCUAUUGAUGGAGAAAAAGAUCCACAAAUUUUACAAUUAAUUUUUCAAAUGAAUGCAAUAAUUAUCAAAGCUUUGCCUUCAGUGGCAGAAUUCAUAGAUGAACUCUUUGAAACAACAUCAGUCUACUUCCCAAUAGAUUUUUCACCACCUCCUGGUGGUGGUAUUUCUGGUAUCACUCGUGAUGUACUCGUUGCUAGCCUACACAAGUGUCUUUUUGCCAUGCGAAAUACGACUGGUCAUCUAUUGAUGCCACUAAUCUGUGAGAAACUCGAAUCAGAUUGGACAGAUGGUCAGUUGGAUGCUUUAAGCUUACUAACUGACUGCUUACAUGGACAACUGAUGCACAGUAACGGGAAUGAUGGUGAUCAAGUUCUAUCCGAUGGGAAUCCAAUCGAAAUGCGACAUAUUUCUCCCUAUCUUGGUGUGAUUUUUCCUGCAUUGAUUAAAAUUGCGAAUCAAAUUGAGAAAAGAAGAAAUAAAACACAUGUCUCCGCUCUCGCCUUAUCCUGUGUCUCUGGCCUAAUUUAUGCUUACUCGAAACAGACUAACGAACAGUCUCAACUGGAGGAUUUCGCUGUAAUCUUAUUACGAAGUUUUGGUUUAUCAUCUGAUAAGUCAAAUAAAAAUCAGUCAUCAGUUAUAAUUCCUUCAGAUGUUAUCGUUGACUACAUCAUUGAAAGCUUUAAAUCUGCUCAAAACAAUGCUCUGUUAUGUUCAAUUCUCUUGAAUUACACUAUCCCGUGUUUAUCUUCUCCACUAAUCUCAGAUUCUGCUGGGGAUUCUUGUCAUCUCAUCAGUACAGAAGAACUAAAUGUCACUGUUGAGAAACUACCGAACUGGCAGUCAUGUAUAUCCUUGUUGAAUAGGAUCUUUCUCAGCAUUACUGAAGAAAAUUUAAUUAAAGCCCUUCAUAAUGAUGUACAAAUUAUGAAAACACUCAACAGAAUAAAAGAUAAUGGAUUUGCAAUGAUAACUAAACUACACGAAUACACAACAAAGUCAACUAAUUUGUCAGAAAUUCUCAACGGAAAAAUUAUACAUUUCUCAGUGCUAACCUGUCGUUUAUGCUAUUCAAUAAUGAAAUAUUCUACUGCUGUGCCUUCUCUUCCUGAUAAAAACAUCACAGUAAAUUCUUGUGAUUCCAAUACACCACCACAAACACAAUCAUAUUCCCUAGGAAUAGAUUCAAUCUUCAACAUAGUCUGUUCAACAAUCCUAUGGUUGAACAAGUAUUCCUCGGUGGAUCACAAUAAUAACAGUCAUACUAAUGCUGGUGAUGCUGAUCUGUUGGAGGAUGAAGCCAUAAAACCUGUGAAAGACGAAUUACUUUCAUUCAUCCCAGUUAUUUACUGUUCUUGUGAUCUGUUUGUUGCUAAAUUGGAUGAAUUUCUUUUUAGUUGUCUGAAAAACUGUCCGAUUAAACAGCCUAAAUCAGGUAAUAACAAUAUGAGUAAUAAUACUAAUAAGGAUUUCGCAAUGGAAGUUUUGAAAUACUGUUCAUUCAAAAAUAUGAAUUUAUUAAAGAAGGCCGUGGAGUUUAUUGUUGACAGACGCAAUUGUGAGAGUGAUAUUUGCAACGAUUGGAUGUCACUAGCUAUUAACCAUUCAUCCAAAAUUACUGAGACAUAUUGGGUUGACAGUUUUACAUCACUAUUGUGCUUUAUAUGCGAAGGCAUAGUUGAUAAUUAUAACAGUAAUAAUAAUAAUAAUACUCGUAAUCAAACAGAUCAGCAUCUUCAUUAUCUAUCACCUAUAUCCUACUUAUUUGAAUUAUGUCAAAAUAUACAACUAUUUGUCAAUUUUACCAAUCACUACUCUUUGCACGAUUCCACUGAAAUCAAAUUUAUACAGAAUCAAAUUAUUAAGCUGAAUUCAAUUUUUCGCAUUAUCACAAGUCAAUGUAAUUCAUCCGAUCAAAUACUUGUCUAUCACCUGUACAAAGACUACUAUGAUGAAGUGAAUACAAAUCACUAUCCAUCUCCGCUUACUCUUGGCCUGUUUACGAUCCUGUGUGGAAUUAUUUCCGGACUACGACCAGAUGUAAUAAAAUCUGAAAAUCCUGUUAGUUUAUUGGAUUUCUUUGUAAAUAAUAUUGAGAAUAUUCUUCAUCACAUCCAAUGUUCGAAUCCUCUUCUGUUGUCGGUAUUUUCACAGACAGUUGCGUCUUUGCUAAAUAAGACUGAUGAUGAAUGUUUUACAAAUGUAAAGCAGUGCUUGUCCAGUUGUUUAGAUCACUUUUUCACAUCGAUGCAGAUUACUGGAAGCCAAAACACAUUCGUCUGUUUUCUGGUAUUAUGGUCAAUUCGUGGUCUCUUGUCCUCAUAUGCAUAUAAUGAAAGCGAUAAUCGCACCGCUCAUAAAGAAUUGGGUGAUUUUCUGAUUAAGUCAAGAAUGAUUACAUUUACACCGUUGGGUUUUGAUAUAUCAAGUUAUCAAAAAACCGUAUUAUCUGCUGAAUUUCAAUGUGUAUGCAGUUGUCUUGACCAAGCUGAUGAAAUACUGUUAAAGUCAUUGAAUUCAACCUCUUCUUCUUCUUCUCUGUGUACAUUCAGUCAUUGUUAUAUUACAGAUUCAUAUAUUCGUAAUAUCCUUCAACAGAUUAUUGAACCUAUGCAUAGUGAAAUUAACCUAUUGAUAGACAGGAUUAGAUCACAACCAGAACUUCUUAAAACGCACAAUUGUUUUACAGCAUUUUUAGAUCAUCUAUUGGCGUUCUACUUGAAAAUAACAGUUCGAUUACCAUCCGAAUUCUUCACUGAUGAGCUGAUAAGGAAGGUAAUCCCAUUCGCUUUGUACGCCGUCACAUCAAUUGAUAAUACUAAAACUCAACUUGCUGGUUUACACUUCAUAUCAGUUGUUAGUGAAAAAUACAGUCAAAAUUCUGAAUUAUGCAGUUUAAUCUCACAAAAUCAAGCUGAUGAUCUUUUUGGUCGAUUGCCAAAAUUAAUGGAAAUAUCAUCCACAAAUGUAAAGCAGUGCUUGUCCAGCUGUUUAGAUCACUUUUUCACAUCGACGCAGCCUACUGGAAGCCAAAACACAUUCGUCUGUUUUCUGGUAUUGUGGUCAAUUCGUGGUCUCUUGUCCUCAUAUACAUAUAAUGAAAGCGAUAAUCGCACCGCUCAUAAAGAUCUGGGUGAUUUUCUGAUCAAGUCAAGAAUGAUUACAUUUACACCGUUGGGUUUUGAUAUAUCAAGUUAUCAAAAAACCGUAUUAUCUGCUGAAUUUCAAUGUGUAUGCAGUUGUCUUGACCAAGCUGAUGAAAUACUGUUAAAGUCAUUGAAUUCAACCUCUUCUUCUUCUUCUCUGUGUACAUUCAGUCAUUGUUAUAUUACAGAUUCAUAUAUUCGUAAUAUCCUUCAACAGAUUAUUGAACCUAUGCAUAGUGAAAUUAACCUAUUGAUAGACAGGAUUAGAUCACAACCAGAACUUCUUAAAACGCACAAUUGUUUUACAGCAUUUUUAGAUCAUCUAUUGGCGUUCUACCUGAAAAUAACAGUUCGAUUACCAUCCGAAUUCUUCACUGAUGGGCUGAUAAGGAAGGUAAUCCCAUUCGCUUUGUACGCCGUCACAUCAAUUGAUAAUACUAAAACUCAACUUGCUGGUUUACACUUCAUAUCAGUUGUUAGUGAAAAAUACAGUCAAAAUUCUGAAUUAUGCAGUUUAAUCUCACAAAAUCAAGCUGAUGAUCUUUUUGGUCGAUUACCAAAAUUAAUGGAAAUAUCAUCCACAAGUAAAGAGUAUGUGAAUAUUCGUCUGACAAUUGCACGAUGUUUAAACAAUCUUAUCCGACUGCCUGAACAAGUAGUUAAUCGCCAUCGUGAUAUCACCGUUCUACCUGUACUUGAUCAACUCGUUGAUGAUCCUAACAGAUUUGUACGUAUUGAAGCUGUUCGAGCACGUAAUCUAUGGCUGAUGUGAUGUACAUGAAAAUAUUUGACAGCAGUAAUUCAGCUUAUAAAAGUAAACAAUACUGUCGUCUGGUUGUAUCAUCCAUCACUGUACAAGUACUACUAACACUGUGGGAUAUGUGUGUAUAUUUUUCUACUAUUUGAUUACAAAUAAUAAAUCUUUCUCUGGAAUAAUCCUGAUUUCCUUCUUAUUUUGUUCUGGG
This is a messenger RNA of Trichobilharzia szidati, 4573 nucleotides long. The record is from the annotation of a GenBank genome assembly. NCBI's taxonomy places the organism in Eukaryota, Metazoa, Platyhelminthes, Trematoda, Strigeidida, Schistosomatidae.